GUGACGCCCUCGGCGGACUCCCCCCCCGGUGUGGUUGGUCGCAGUCUCCAUUGGGAAGGAUCCGGAUCCAGUUGCUCCCGUUCCAGCCCCAGGAUGAGGUCUCACAGCACCUACAAGCAGCUGCAGGUGGGGGCCAGGAGGGGCUCCAUUGGAAUCAAUGGAAUUCCUCAGCUCUGGAAUGUCGGCCUCGCUCUGCUCCUCCUCCUCCUCCUCUUCCUCCCCCUGCUCCUAUGGCUCCUUCCCGAUGGGAGCCGGGGGGGGAGGGGAGAGGCCGGAGCCUGUGGAGCCUCGUGCAGCAUCGUCCUUGUGGAGAGCAUCCCGGAGGGAAUGAGCUUCGGCUCCGGCUCCAUCCCGACCCCCUCCACGUUUUCCGCAUGGAUGCAGCUCCUGCUCUCCGUGCGCCACAGCAUCGACAUUGCCUCCUUCUACUGGACCAUGACCAACACCGACACCGGCACCGCCGAGGCCUCCGCGGCACAGGGUGAGCGGAUCCUGCAGGAGCUGCUCCGGUUGCCCCAACGCGGCAUCAACGUCCGCGUCGCCGUCAACCGCCCGUCGGCAUCGGCACCGAUCGGUGACCUGGUGGAGCUGGAGCGGAGCGGCGCUGCCGUGCGCACCGUGGACCUGCCGCGCCUGACCGGAGGGGUUCUGCACACCAAGUUCUGGCUGGUGGAUGGCACCCACCUCUACCUCGGCAGCGCCAACAUGGACUGGAGGUCCCUGACCCAGGUGAAGGAGCUUGGUGCUGCCGUCUACAACUGCACCUGCAUGGCCCAAGACUUAGGCAAGAUCUUCGAGGCCUAUUGGGCUCUCGGCGUUCCCGGUGCCACCAUCCCGGUGCCGUGGCCGGCCAAUUACUCCACUGCCUUCAAUGCAGAGACGCCCCUGGAGCUGCAGCUCAACGGCACUGCCGCCGCCGUCUACUUCUCGAGCUCCCCCCCGGCCCUCUGUGCCGACGGCCGCACCACAGACCUCAGCGCCCUGCUCAGCGUCAUCGAUGCCGCCGAGGCCUUUGUGGAUGUCGCGGUCAUGAGUUUCCUGCCCACCACCGAGUUCUCCCACCCGCAGAGGUUCUGGCCGGUGAUCGAUAACGCACUGCGCCGAGCGGUGGUGGAGCGGCGCGUCCGCGUGCGGCUGCUGCUGGGCUGCUGGCGGCACAGCCAAACCACCAUGUUCCCCUUCCUCAAGUCACUGGCGGCCGUCGCUGAUAACCGGACCCAUUACAGCGUGGCAGUGCGCCUCUUCAUGGUGCCAACGAGCGCGGCACAGGCGCGGAUCCCCUACGCCCGUGUCAACCACAACAAGUACAUGGUGACGGAGACGACCGCGUACAUCGGGACCUCCAAUUGGUCCGGUGACUACUUCACGCAGACGGCAGGCUCGGCACUGGUGGUCAACCAAACGGUGAAUGCCACCGGCACCGGUACUGGCACCGUCCGGGAGCAGCUGGAGGCCGUGUUUGAGCGGGACUGGAGCUCCCAGUACAGCGCUGACAUUGGUGAGCCCGAGCGCUGGCAGAGCCGCUGCGGUUCCCGUUAGGCACCAGUGGCACCAAAUCCGGGCCCGGUUGGGCUAAACCACACCAAAACUCCCGA
This is a messenger RNA of Melopsittacus undulatus (budgerigar), 1595 nucleotides long. RefSeq names its product phospholipase D family member 3 (gene PLD3). The transcript has 11 exons. Lineage: Eukaryota; Metazoa; Chordata; Aves; Psittaciformes; Psittaculidae. The record is from RefSeq and is a predicted model, not a curated record. Gene Ontology annotation, molecular function: catalytic activity. The coding region runs from base 94 to 1539 and encodes 481 amino acids.